This is a messenger RNA of Megalobrama amblycephala (Wuchang bream), 2966 nucleotides long. RefSeq names its product F-box and leucine-rich repeat protein 5 (gene fbxl5). The coding region runs from base 69 to 2138 and encodes 689 amino acids. Gene Ontology annotation, biological process: intracellular iron ion homeostasis; SCF-dependent proteasomal ubiquitin-dependent protein catabolic process. Gene Ontology annotation, molecular function: protein binding. The transcript has 11 exons. Lineage: Eukaryota; Metazoa; Chordata; Actinopteri; Cypriniformes; Xenocyprididae. The record is from RefSeq and is a predicted model, not a curated record. Gene Ontology annotation, cellular component: SCF ubiquitin ligase complex.
AGAGGAGGGUUUUUACACGGAGGAUCUGGCACCCGUGUUCAGUCGCUGUGGGAUCUGAUGGAGGCGCGAUGGCUCCGUUUCCCGACGAGGUGGAUGUUUUUACCGGGCCGCACUGGCGCAUGAAGCAGCUGGUGGGGCUCUACAGCGAGAAGCUGUCCAAGACCAACUUCUCCAACAACAGGGACUUCCGCUCGUUUCUGCAGUCGCUCCUCGCCACCUUCAAGGAGUUCAAGAUGCACGAGCAGAUCGAGAACGAGUGUAUCAUCGAGCUGCUGCAGGAGCGCAGUCACAUGGUCUACCACGUGCACGCCGACAACAAGCUGUCCGAGAUGCUGUCGCUGUUUGAGAAGGGGCUGCGCAGCGUGAAGAGCGAGUACGAGCAGCUGAAUUACGCGCGGCAGCUGAAGGAGAGGUUGGAGGCGUUCACUCAGGACUUCCUUCCUCAUAUGAAGGAGGAAGAGGAGGUCUAUCAGCCCAUGCUGAUGGAGUACUUCACGUACGAGGAGCUGAAGGCCAUCAAGCGUCAGGUGAUGCAGCAGCACUGCAGUAACCCGUCCUGGAGCUCCGCCGCAGACGUGCUGAAGGGCCUGAACCUCUGGAGUCACGCCGAGGAGCUGCACAAGGCCUUCAAAUACUCCGACCACGAGAAGACCGGAGAAGCAGAGCGGGGCAGCGAGCGCGUGUCCAUCUCGGCGCUGCCGCAGGAAGUGCUCCUCCGGGUGUUCCGCUUCCUGGGUCCGGAGGAUCUGUGCCGCUGCGGGCAGGUGUGCAGCGUCUGGAGUCAGGUGACCAGGACCGGCUCGCUGUGGAGACACCUGUACCCCGUCCGCUGGGCUCGAGGUGAUUAUUACUGCGGUCCUCCGGCCGAGUUGGACCAAGAGCCGGACGAGGAAUGGGUGAAGAGUCUCCAGGACGAGGGACGAGCCUAUCAGGAGAGGGACGAGGACGCGGACGUGGACGAAUCAGAGGAGGCGUCUGAAGGAUCUCCAGCCAUCAGUGCGGUUCAGAGGGAGAAGACGCUGCUCAACGGGAUGAUCCAGAAGCUCCUGCCCUCCGUCGGCCCGUCCGUGCGCUCGCUCAGCUUGGCCUACAGCGCCGCCGUCUCCAGCAAGAUGGUGCGACAGAUCCUCAGUUUGUGCCCGAACCUGACUCACCUGGACCUCACGCAGACUGACAUCUCUGACUCCGCCUUUGACAGCUGGGCGGAGUUCGGGGUGUGUCGUACUCUGGAGCAUCUGGAUCUGUCGGGUUGCGACAAAAUCACCGACCGCACGCUGAAGAUCCUGUCGCUGGGAUUGGGUGACUUAACGACGUCCAGUCCGGAUCGCAGAGCCAAGCUACUGAAAGCCCCGCCCUCUCCCAUCAAACUACAGGACGAGCGCUCUCUUCCACCAAUAGGACGCAGCUGCCAGGAUCUCAUAUUCAAGCGGAGACCUGGUGGGCGUGGCUCCGGCUGUGGCCCCGCCCACGUGUGGGUUCUCGAUCCGGCGAAACUAGCCGACAUAGAGGACGCGGCCGACUGGAGCAGACGAGGGGGCGUGUCUGCGCAGGAAAGUGGGCGUGGCAGCAUCUUUGAGCCGCCGGGAGGCGGCGGCUCAUGCUGCUGUAGGAGGAGCCGGAGGCGGAGCUUCAGGACUGGUAUUAGCUCCUCCCACUGGCAGUACAGCUCAAUGGGUGACGCCCUCUGCGGUCACUCCACCUGCUGCACCUCCGAUGUGUCGCUCUGGACUGUGAGAGAAGCGCACUGUGACCUCGAGGCCACAGGGGGCAGUGUUGAUUUUCGGACUAAAUGCUCGUUUGAGGGUGAAUCUUGCCCCGAGCAUCACAACAGGACUGACCAAUCAGGAGCCUGUCGCACACUCAGGUUCCUCAGCCUGUCCGGAUGCUAUCAGAUCACGGAUCUCGGCCUGAGGUGUCUGUCUCAGCGUGGAGGACUCCCUCUACUGGAGCAUCUCAAUCUCUCCGGCUGUCUGCUCAUCACAGGGGCGGGGCUUCAGGAGCUGGUGUCCGCUUGCCCCGCCCUCAACAUCGAGCAUUUUUACUACUGCGAUAACAUUAACGGUCCUCAUGCUGACACGGCCAGUGGAUGUCAGAAUCUGCAGUGCGGCUUCAGGGCUUGCUGUCGAUCUGGAGAGUGAUGCUCUUUUCUCCGUAUUUAUCUCUCUGUACCCCCUUCCAUCCCUCUCCUCAUGCCCCCCUCUCAUCCCUCAUCCACGUGCACUUUAAUCGGGAAAUUGCUUCAAGAUGCUCUUCGAUGCAGUUUGGCUUCACUACAAUCAAAACGCUUCAAAUAAAGUGAAAUUGGGCUUUGUAAACCGAUCCCAUUCAAUGCAAUUUCUGAGAGGUGUUGUGAAGGAACGUAAUGAUGUAUAUUUGUAAAUAAUUCACAGGAUCUUCAAUUGGAAACUUUGAGUGCUUUAAGAUGUUACUUCAACAUCGUGUGGGUUAUUUUGUUUGAGUAUUUCACCCAGGCACAUUUCGAAACUUCAUCUCAAUCUCCAUCCUGAACCAUUACUUGGGUUUGAUGUUUUAAUCACCAGAUGAUAUGGUUCCCCUACACAAAUAGGAACGUUCACAAGCUUGUUGAGUUGUAGUUUGUCAAAUAAAUCAGCAGGUGUUUUGGAAAACAAAAAGUUAAUAACCAGAGGCUGUAUUAGUUGUGUUAAUCUAUAGGUUUAACCUAAUGCGGGAAUCACGGCAUGGCUGCCGGAAAGUUACAAAUAUUCUCUAACUUCAUUGAACGAGACUUCAUCUGUGAUUAAAGAUCUGGCAACCAUGUUAAAGUAGGGGAAGCAUUUUCUCAGAAUUCAAGCUUUGGUUGAUUCAAAAGGUUUGUGAACUGUAAUAAGUCCUGGGUAUAUUACACACUUUAAUUAAUUUCCCAAGUUUUCAUCUGAGUUUUUAGAUGCUGCAUGAUGUUUCUUUGCGUUCAGUAGCUGACCAUUAAACUCACCUUGAGAUAACAA